AUUUACUUGCUUUCCAACAUGGCGAUGGAUGGCACGUAAAUUUUAGUUUUGGAGAACAACAUGACGGAUUACUGUAACGUUUGACCAUCUGAAUGCAAUUUGGCUCGCAGAAAAACAUCGCCUUAUCUGUAUAAGUACAUUAACUAUCUGAUUAAUUUGUUAAUACACGUAAGUGGGAGAUGUAUCGACGCGGAGCUGCGAAGAAAGACCACAACAACAAACCGGUGAAGAAGGACGUGAGUGACAGCGAUAAAUAUGCGGACCUUUUGGUGUUUGGAUACGCCUGCAAACUGUUCCGAGACGACGAAAAGGCUCUUUACCACGAACAUGGAAAGCAUCUUAUACCAUGGAUGGGGGACAAGAGCAUCAUGAUUGAUAGAUAUGAUGGGCGAGGUCACUUACAUGACCUUUCAGAAUAUGAUAGUGGGUCAUGGAACACGUCCUACCAGCUGACAGAGGAAGAGGCCAGGAUUGAAGCACUGUGCGAUGAGGAGAGAUAUCUGGCUCUGCACACUGACCUGCUGGAAGAAGAGGCUAGACAAGAGGAGGAAUACAAACGUCUGAGUGAGGCUCUGGCUGAUGAAGGUACCUACAAUGCCGUGGCCUUCAAAUACAGUGCUGACUACUAUGACCCCUCUCAACCCACUGAGGAGGAAGAUGCUAACAAGGAAGCAGCAGAAGCAGAGCCCGAGGAGAACGAAGAACCAUUUGUUGCACCCCCGGGGCUGGCUAUUCCUCCUGAUGUAGAACUGCCAGCAACCAUCAAGACCCAUAACAUAAUUGAGAGGACAGCCAACUUUGUGUGUCAGCAAGGGGCGCAGUUUGAGAUAGUGCUAAAAGCUAAGCAGUCAGGAAACUCCCAGUUUGACUUCCUCCGCUUUGACCAUUACCUGAACCCCUAUUACAAGCACAUCCUUCGGGCUAUGAAAGAAGGGCGAUACAACCUCGUCUCCACCACCAAGCAGGAGCAGUCACAGGAGUCCCAGUCUGAUGAUUCAGAUGAUGAUGGGGAUGGCAAUUACCUUCAUCCCAGCCUGUUUGCACCUAAGAAGUGCUCUCGUCUAGAGGAGCUAGUCAAGCCUCUCAAAGUAAUGGACCCAGACCAUCCUCUUGCAGCACUCGUCAGAAAAGCCCAUCAGGAAAGAAAUGGGACUGCUGCUGUUACGACCAAACCAGAGGAAGUGGCGGACACAGCUGCACCCAGUGCUCCCACACAGUACAGUGCUGACCCUAUUUAUUAUCGCUACUAUAUGCUUCCUGAUGGAACGUUCUGCUUGGCCCCACCUCCCCCAGGCAUUGACGCCACCGCUUACUAUAACAAUAUGCCCUCGGCUGUAAUGGCUGCUCCUACUUCUUCCUCUAAUGUGGGGACUACACCCACCCCUUCAGAAAUGCCACCGCCAGCUACAGCGCCUUCUCAGAUCACUAGCUCAGCUGCUUCAGCCAGCGCACCAGAAACCAGUCCCAAAGUCGAAGUCCAAGUUUCUGCACCAGCACCACCAGCCAUCAUUCCUCCGCCACCUGAUAUCCAGCCGGUCAUUGACAAGCUCGCUGAGUAUGUUGCUCGAAAUGGCCUCAAGUUUGAAGCCAGUGUUCGUGCCAAAAAUGAUCCACGGUUUGAGUUUUUGCAGUCUUGGAAUCAAUACAACACCUAUUAUGAGUUUAAGAAGAAUUACUUCAUGCAUAAGGAAGGAAAGGCAUUUCCAGAGAGUGGAGCAGAUGAUGACGAAGGUCAGCUUGCUUCAGACAGCUCAGUCCAGGAAUACAAUCUGAGUAAAGCUUCGUUUGCCCCCAUCUGCUUUGCGAUCAAGGCAAAGGAAAAUGACAUGCUGCCACUGGAAAAGAACAGAGUUCGACUGGACGAUGACUCAGACGAGGACAAGUUACUGGAGGAGGUGGAGCUGGAAGCUGUGAUGAGCAGUGCUGAGAUGCUUAACAAAGAGCCUCUUCCAGUCAGUGCACCAGAAGAGAAGAGAUCCGCUCUCACGUUGGAGGAGUUGGAGGCAAAACAAGGGUUUGAGAUUGGAGGGAAUACAAAGGAGCAGGAGAGGAGACGAAUAAAUCCCCUGAGUCUGAAUUAUAAAUUCUCUGAACAGUGUGUACCCUGCGCCAAGCAGAAACUGGAGGAUCGUCUCGCUGCUGCAGCCAGGGAGAAGCUGGCCCAGGCAUCUAAGGAAUCCAAGGAGAAACUGCUACAGGCGGAGAGGAAGAGGAAGGCAGCGCUUUUCCUACAGACCCUCCGUAGCCCCUUAGCUGGGGAGCCUGAGGCCAAGAGGGUGGAGCUAGACUCAUCUGCAUCGCUUGAGAUGCAGGAGGCUCUUUGUGCCUUGUCUGGCCUUCCACCCUCUCAAGUGUCCAUGGCACAAUCGGCAAAUCAGACGGAAUACAGGUCCACCACGGAGAACCAUGGAACGCACCGCAGCAAAGAGGCCCCAUCUUCCUCGUCCUCCUAUUCUACUUCAAGAGGAGCAGAGAGAGACAGGGACAGGGAGAGAGACCGUAACAGAAACAGAGAGAGAGACCGAGAACGAGAACGCGACAGAGACAGAGACAGAGGGAGGGACAGGGAUAGAGAGCGAGACAGAGACAAAGACAGAAACAAAGGGAGGGACAAAGACAAAAAGAAGAAAAAACACAGGAGGAGGUCACGAUCGAGGUCAAGGUCAAAGAACAGACACUCCCUUCCCAGUGCCUACAGGAGAGGCCGCAGGUCCCGAUCUCGUUCACACUCUCCAGGGCGCAGAGACAGGAGAGGACCCUCUGCAGAGAGGAAGCGCGAGGAGAGGGAACGGGAGCGAUAUCAUCCCAGCAGCAGCUCCAACGCGCCCAGGGGCCAUUCCAGAUCCAGGUCCCCUGCUGAGAAAAGAAAGAGUUCCAAGUCUUCUGGACAGACGCAAGCUGCAGUUUCCUCCCUCUCACCAUAUUCCUCACCUGGCAGAGUUUGGUCCCAGCCACUUAGCCCUGCCUCUAGCAUGGGCAACUCAAGGGGCGGUUCUCAGGAGAAAGACAAUGCAGUGUCCUCUUCUAUAGUGUCCUCUGUGCAGUCCAAAAUAACUCAGGAUCUGAUGGCCAAAGUGCGAGCCAUGCUAGCCACAUCCAAAACCUUCCAACCUCCCACUUCCUGAAGGCGCCGCCACCGUGCGCUGGCGUCGGCCGAGCAGCAGGCGGCGUUCGCCCACGUCCUGGAGACUCUUCUGUCCUGGAUCUGUCGGUGGCGACUCGUCGAGUUUUCCCUUGAUUUAUCAUUUCAUCCUUACGUGUCAUUCGCUUCAACAGAUUCAGCCGGGUUGCUUUAUGUCCUGGGCAGCGUUGUGCGAAUGAAGUUAAAGGAGCUCAUUAAGCUGAAGUAUAGUUUUUUUUUAUUACGCCUGAUUUGGGGAAGUGUUGAUCAGCUGGAGAUCACAUCAGACAACAGAUUUCUGUGCAGGGGGACUCAGAAGAGGAAAUAGUUCUCUUGUUAUUUUUCACUCUCGUUUCUCCCACACGUCGACUGGUUUUGUUUUCGUAGCACUACCAGGCGCUGCUGGAGGUCUGCAUUCUCGCCUUCUGUGAAGGGUUGUGUUUUAAUAAUUGCAUUUCUCUUCCACUCUCAUCUACUGCCCCGCGCUGCUGUUUCCCCUAUUUCCUCCCCCCACGAGUCUUUUUCUCUCCAGCGCCUCACCCGUCUCCCCGAGAGGCAGUUUUAAUUUUGACUGUGCGUCAGCUGUAGUUGGUGGCCUUUUAUUUCUGUUCAUGAUUUGUACUGAAUCUAAAUACUACUGUACUAAAUCUAAAGGAGAACUACUUUCUAAUCCAAACUGUCAAUAAAGUUACAUUUAUAAUGUAA
Molecule: messenger RNA, 3826 nt
Organism: Betta splendens (Siamese fighting fish)
Lineage: Eukaryota; Metazoa; Chordata; Actinopteri; Anabantiformes; Osphronemidae
Gene: sfswap
Product: splicing factor SWAP
Exons: 20
Coding region: 180-3125 (981 amino acids)
Biological process (GO): RNA processing; mRNA 5'-splice site recognition
Molecular function (GO): RNA binding
Source: RefSeq, a predicted model, not a curated record